This is a messenger RNA of Pogona vitticeps (central bearded dragon), 2293 nucleotides long. The record is from RefSeq and is a predicted model, not a curated record. NCBI's taxonomy places the organism in Eukaryota, Metazoa, Chordata, Lepidosauria, Squamata, Agamidae.
CCUGUACAAGCUUUUUCACGUCUGCCAAAUUCCUCUUGUACCUUGGCCAUUCCCUGUCCACUUGGGGUGAUCGUAUGUGGCAUUUCGCAGUAUCUGUCUUCCUGGUUGAACUGUAUGGAAACAGCUUGCUCUUAACUGCUGUGUACGGGUUGGUUGUGGCAGGAUCAGUCCUUCUUUUGGGAGCCAUUAUUGGGGACUGGGUAGACAAGAACCCAAGACUCAAAGUGGCCCAGAUGUCCUUAAUUGUGCAGAAUGUGUCCGUCAUUUUGUGUGGCAUUCUCCUUAUGAUUGUCUUCCUCUAUAAAGCUCAGCUGUUGACCAUGUAUCAUGGAUGGCUUCUGACGUUGUGCUAUAUUCUAGUCAUCACAAUAGCAAACACUGCAAACCUGGCCAGCACUGCCACUGCAAUCACCAUACAGAGGGACUGGGUGGUGGUGGUUGCUGGUGAAAACAGAAGCAAAUUGGCAGAUAUGAAUGCUACCAUACGAAGGAUUGACCAGCUGACCAAUAUUUUGGCCCCGAUGGCCGUUGGACAGAUAAUGACAUUUGGAUCACCAGUGAUUGGCUGUGGGUUCAUCUCUGGUUGGAACCUGAUUUCCAUGUGUGUAGAAUAUGCACUGCUUUGGAAGGUUUAUCAGAAAACCCCCGCUUUGGCUCACAAAAUGAAUUCAAAGGUUGAAGAGUCAGAACUGAAACAACUCAAUGUACAAAAAGAAGGUGAAUUGAAGCCCACCGAAGGAGCACAGCUAAUAGAAGAGAAAAAGGCUGCUAUCUUUGAGCCCAAGCAAGAGGAAAACGCUAGCUGCCUUUCUCGGAUGUCUGAGCCUUUCGUUACAUUCCGGGACGGCUGGGUUGCUUAUUACAACCAGUCGGUCUUCCUUGCAGGCAUGGGCCUGGCCUUCCUCUACAUGACCGUCCUGGGGUUUGAUUGCAUCACCACGGGCUAUGCCUACACUCAGGGACUGAGUGGCUCCACGCUGAGCCUCUUAAUGGGGGCUUCUGCAAUCACAGGAAUCAUGGGCACGGUGGCCUUCACCUGGCUGCGCCGCAAGUGUGGUCUGGUGCGCACAGGCCUCAUCUCCGGAGUGGCGCAGCUCUCCUCUUUGGUCCUGUGUGUGAUCUCGGUGUUCAUGCCUGGAAGUCCUUUGGACCUCACCGUUUCCCCGUUUGCUGACAUCAGCGCCAGGUUGUUCGAAAGCAACCCGUUGCCUACUAUGGUGCCGGAGAGCGAGCUCCUUGAUGUGCCCUUUCCAACUGGAAUGCCUCCCUUGGUCAAUGGGUCGACGCCCGAGUUAGGCUUGGCUCCCUCCUCUGUGCCUCUUGUCUCUGUUAGCCUCCUUUUCGCAGGAGUCAUUGCUGCGAGAGUUGGCCUGUGGUCUUUUGACCUGACCGUCACACAGUUGCUCCAGGAAAAUGUGAUAGAGUCUGAAAGAGGGAUCAUAAAUGGUGUCCAGAACUCCAUGAAUUACCUCCUGGAUCUGCUGCACUUCAUCAUGGUCAUCCUGGCUCCUAACCCGGAAGCUUUCGGGCUGCUGGUUCUUAUUUCUGUGUCCUUUGUUGCAAUUGGCCACAUAAUGUACUUUCGGUUUGCCCAAAAAACCCUGGGCAAGAAUGUUUUCCUUUGCUGUACUCCUGAGCAAAAGUCUGUUGCUGAUGAACCAGCAUCUUGUGAUGCAUCCAAUGCCUAGAGAUAGAGCUUGGAAAAAAUUACUUCUUGGACUCCAGCUCCCACAAUCUCUCAGGCACUAUGGUUGCUUGGUGCCUUGGGAGACUCUGGGAGUUUAGUCCAUAAAAGGAACUUCCCAAAGCUCCAAUUUAGAGAGUUUCAGCCAUUGCUGCCAAUUCUUCUUUCUUCCUGUCCAUGUAAAGUGGAAAAAGGUAUUGUUAAGCAGCGGCUUUUCAAAAUUCUUCCCGUUCACCCAAGCCCUCAGCCUGUCCUGCCUUCCUGCUGCCUUUGCUUUGCCCAGGUGUGGAUUUCCUCUGCAUAGAAGUAACGUAGCUUAUUUAUUUAAGGGGAGAUCUGAAGAGUGAAAAAUGAACUGGAAAUGCAAAUAAAUCAUUCUGAUUCUUUUUCAUACAGAAGUCAUGCCAAGGGAGCAGGAAGUGGGCAUUAUUAUAAUCAAGCCAUGAUACAGAUUAUGCGAUACGUGCCUAGUAGCUUCCCCACCCCCCCUUGUAACAUAGAUGCGCUAUGUUUUGCUUCUUUUAAAAAUGGACUCUUUGGGACACAUGACCAAAUGUUACACAAAUGAACAACACAAAGGGUCAUGCCCUUUAUGCAUAGUAGAGUUCU